UAGUGUCGGGUUGCGUCCCAUCGGCGCUGCAUCACGUGUCGUGUCGCCGCGUAUUUUAAUAUUAAAAACGGACUGUUUUUGUUAUUAUAAUUUUAUUUAUCAUCUAAUAGUAACUAGUUAUACGUCGUGGCCGGUGUUCGCUCGCUCUCUGACAUGAAAAUGGACACGCGAACGGGAUGGAAAUCAUGAUUUCAGUGUGUUUAUGCAAUUGCACAGUAUUUACAGUGAUACCUUGUGAUAGUGAUCAGCUUUGUGAUAACCACCCAGUAAGGACAUUACAGAUACAUGCAAUAUGAACUGGUCGCCAAGGUUGGAAGUGUCGUCGUGAUUUUGAUUGCAAAAUGCUAAGACUGAGCUCGAAUAAACGCAUUUAGUGACGAGCGAGAGCGAUUCCCAAACGAUUGACUGUUGAAAUGCGGAUAGGGGUGUGGACUUCCAGUGCGUGUGUAUAAAAGCGAUGCAUGGUGUGUGAAGGAGAAGCAGCGGUCAUGGAUAUGAGCGGAGAGGGCGGCGGAGCGGGCGCGGGCGCGAGCGCGCUGCAGCAGCGGUGGUAUGAGGGCCGCGUCAACGGCAGCCCGGCCGCCGGCGACGUCACUUCGGAGGCGAAUGGAGACGGCUUCUUCCAUUCUCCCCUGGAGGGCGGACACCACAGCCGCGCCCGCUACUACCACCAACAAAUGCACGCCCCCUAUUCAUCUGCUGUCAGUUCGCACGGUCGGACGUUAAGCGGCAGCAGCGGGCAGGUGUGUCGGCCGCAUUUCCACACGCCUCUGCACCCUUGGCUGGAGACGAAGGCCCUAAGUGGAGGCGCGUGGGGCGGCGGCUUCCAGCAAGAUGGCGCGCCGGCCGACAAGCCCCUCUCACCUGCGCAGCACCAUCAUCCUCACCCCCUCUUCUCGUUCCCUCCUACGCCGCCGAAGGAUUCCACGCCGGACUCUGUCGCGGCAGCGGCGCUGGGCCAACAGGACUACCAGGCGGCCGUGGCGCACGCCACAGCUAUGAGCGUCGCCUUCAUGCAGCAACAGCAGGAGCUGCCGCUCUGCGGGGACGUCAAGCCCAUGAUGGGGGCGCCGUCGUCGAAGCAGCGCGAAGGUGCGCAGCCGGACUCGUGUCCCCAGGAGUCGAGCCAGCCCUCCGGCGAAUACAACGCGCAGUACAACGCCGCCGGCGGCGACUACUACAACUACCAGGGGAAGGGGUUUAGUGGGCAGCAGCAGAAUAAGCCGCGGCCCAACAAGACGCGGACGAGCGCCGAGGGUCGGGAGUGCGUGAACUGCGGGGCGACGAGCACUCCCCUGUGGCGGCGCGACGGAACGGGCCAUUACCUCUGCAACGCGUGCGGGUUAUACUACAAGAUGAACGGACAGAACCGGCCGCUGAUCAAGCCCAAGCGAAGAUUGGUGAGUUCGCUGCAGAGCGCAGCACGGCGGGCGGGCACCUCUUGUGCGAACUGCAAGACGACAACCACCACGCUAUGGCGGCGCAACCAGAACGGGGAACCAGUGUGCAAUGCCUGCGGACUGUAUUAUAAGCUACAUAAUGUAAACCGGCCACUAACGAUGAAGAAGGAAGGUAUCCAGACUAGGAACCGCAAGCUGAGCAGCAAGAGUAAGAAGAAGAAGGGGGGUAUGGGAAUGGGAGGAGGGGGCGCAUGCGCGUUGGCGCUCGGUGGCGUCAUGGGCGACAUGAUAAAGCCGCUCGGAGACGCCGCUAAGGGCUUCGGUGGCUCCGCCUUCCCCUCAGCCAUGGAUUUUGGUCAGCACCAAGUAGGCCUGGUCCACCCCGCCGCAGCGCACAUGUCCCAUUGGUACGGCGCGCCGCACCAGGGCUUCGCCCCCCCGCCGGCGUCACACAACCCCUAUCAUCACCACCACCUCGCGCAACUAAAUUCUAUGACGGGCUGGAGGAGUGAAUACACGUGAUAAGUCAACCAAACUCGAUCGCAACCCACUUGGAUUUAUGUAGAUGUGUAUUAAAACAUACGAGUAACCGUCCUGUUGGGCGCACCGAAUUGACCUACGUGUGUCGGCACCAGUCUCCGACACUAUACGCUGUGAUUCAACUAUUACUAACUCCAAGACUCAAGUCUACGAUACAUCACACAUUAUAAGACUGUUUAACAGAAUUGACGUUUAUACAAACUAUUCGAAUUCGUACAUAUCCGAUUCGAAACAUUUAUCCCAGUCUGACCCAUUGAAGACUUUUUAUCCCGUGAUCGGUCCCCUAACAAGUAUUAAACUAAGUGUGUUUUACAUGAAGUAACUAGCGAAAUUGUACAGUAUUAUAAUAUAAGGUCGAAAUCGGCUUAUACGAUAAAUAAGUAUAGUUCAAAAGUAAAAAUAAUUUGUGUAUUUUGUACAUAUCUUAUUAAGUUAUAUUCCGUUCCUGUACAUUGUUUUGUAUUUCUUUUUAAUUAUUUAAUUCGAACGGUUCGUUUCGCUAUAGGAAUUGUAAUGUGUUCAGAGAAAAUAUUCCCAGAGAUAUUUUUCUUUUUGUACAUUUUAUUUUUGUAGUUUGUAUUGAAUGAAAAUGCAAUAGUAAUUUAUGUAUAGUUAUAAUCAUGCGAAUUGUAAAUAAAUAGCUGUUUUAAUAGUGACGUCACGCGAACUGAAUAUGUGGAUAUCGACAUUGUCACAAGGGAUGGUCAAAGCAGGUCACUGAAUUGGUAAUAUCAUCAGUAUUAUAAUUGUAAUAUUUGGUUUAACACAAAAAAUGAAUUUGUAUCGCUAUACCAUUUUAAAAUUAAGAUAAAUGAGUGGCCAUAAAUUGUUCAAACAUAUUUAUGAAUAGAGCGACUAUGACAAAAAUAUUAAGUUUUUAUGAUUAUCAAUAGCUACAUUCAUAAACAUGGUUGGAACUCCAAAACGUCUACAUAUGAAAUGUAAAUGAACCUUGUAGAGAUAAAAGAAAUCAUUAUAAGACUAUCGAAAUAAAGUAUAAAUUAGUGAUCACUACAGAACAGCCUAUAACGAUAUCCCGUACCUAAAAUUUUUAGUUUUUAAAACAAAAAUUGUGAAGUUGUGUAUUUUAAAUGAAAUUGUGAAUAAAUUAUCAAUAUUGAUAUUA
Molecule: messenger RNA, 3066 nt
Organism: Plodia interpunctella (Indianmeal moth)
Lineage: Eukaryota; Metazoa; Arthropoda; Insecta; Lepidoptera; Pyralidae
Gene: grn
Product: GATA-binding factor C-like
Exons: 8
Coding region: 462-1922 (486 amino acids)
Biological process (GO): negative regulation of transcription by RNA polymerase II; positive regulation of transcription by RNA polymerase II; cell fate commitment
Molecular function (GO): zinc ion binding; DNA-binding transcription factor activity, RNA polymerase II-specific; RNA polymerase II cis-regulatory region sequence-specific DNA binding
Source: RefSeq, a predicted model, not a curated record